AAAAUUUGAGAGAGUUGAGAGACAGAGGAAGAAGAAGCUUAAGAUCGAUUUUCAUGGUGGGCGGGAGUUGUGUAAUCAGAUCUCGGUGGACCUUAGUCCAACGCUAGGAGGUGAAUGACACCUCGUUUAAUCGAGAAUUUUAAUUCAUGGGCCUAAAUUAUCAAUAAAUCUUGCCAUCAGCGUAAAUCUAUCAGGCGAUAAAUACCACAACAUCUCCAGAUUUCUAUCGGAUAUCCGGCUAUCUUAACGGGAGCAGCAAAAUGAUAGGUCAGUUGUUGCCGCCGAUGAUUUAGCAUCGGUUUUUCAGCUCAAAUUUGGGGAUGAAAACUCGUUCCUUGGAAUGUGUUUCUUUGAUAUUUCUCAUAAGCAUCAAAUCCUUCGUGCUGGCUUCGAUUUAUGGACAAACAUGUUCUGUCGAUGAAUACAUCGCAGAAAGCUAUUUCAAGAAAUACCAUAGCUUUAUAGAACGAGAAUUUGACAAUUUCAUAGCAAAUAAAAUCCCACUAGGCUCGUGCAAAUUACUCGGAGAUGAAAACCUACUUAUGGCGAAGAGUCUAAGUCGAAAUGUGAUUGGCGAAGGGUCUCAUCGUUGGCUUUCUUCUUCUAUGAGGCUUAAGUUUACACGUGAAUUGAAACACGAGCUCACUGCACAUUCAUGUGAAGUCGUUGUCAUUGAAAGGCUGCCCUCUGGGGUCUUCACUGAUCCUUUCGAGCUGCAGCACUUUGUGCAACGCGGCGUGUUCACAGAUGCAGCCGUCUUUGGUGACACGAAUUUAGAGUUACCUUCUUUCCGCUCAAACCAAACCGUUGUUGAGAUACAUAUGAGCAUUAAUUCUAUAGUGCCUUUGAGGGAUGAGGAUGAGGAUGAGUCAGAAGUGAUCAUUAAGGUUCCAUUACACGCACGAUAUCAGCCUCUAGGACAUGGUUUCUCAAGGGUUGAGUUUGGGGCACCCAAUAUAUUCACGUGCUGCAGCAGCACUGAACAAGACGUGACUAAAACACUCUGUCAACCCAUCCCCACGAGCCUCAUCCCUGACGAGAAAGCCAGUCCACCUAUGUGGGAAAUACCAUGUGGUAACAAGGAACAUGCUGCAGUUGUGUCUGCUGUUACUUUCGGGUUUGCUAUCUCGACUGCAUUGCUUAUUGUAUUGACAUCUGUUUCUUACGCGAGGCAGUGAAAAGCGUCUAACCGACAACAAAGUUGGUAGUUAACCAGACAAUGUUUCCUAAUACUUUCUUAGUAGCUUAGACUUGAACAAGAUUCAUGGCAUAUCCUAACUGAAUAGUUUCGACUGCAUAUCAGCAUUUGGAUUCUGUUGCUUGCCUGAAAAUGAAGGCGAAGGUGAAAGCAACGAUGUUGUAAGAAGUGUGAGUUGCUUCUCCUGUUCUUGCAUUUGUGAGGAGAAAUAUUGAAUAUGUGAUUUUGCUAUUUAACUCAUUAGUUUGUGUGAUUAA
This is a messenger RNA of Salvia splendens (bonfire salvia), 1455 nucleotides long. RefSeq lists its product as uncharacterized. The coding region runs from base 321 to 1178 and encodes 285 amino acids. Gene Ontology annotation, cellular component: endoplasmic reticulum membrane. The transcript is spliced from 6 exons. The record is from RefSeq and is a predicted model, not a curated record. Gene Ontology annotation, biological process: GPI anchor biosynthetic process. NCBI's taxonomy places the organism in Eukaryota, Viridiplantae, Streptophyta, Magnoliopsida, Lamiales, Lamiaceae.